Molecule: messenger RNA, 4652 nt
Organism: Oncorhynchus mykiss (rainbow trout)
Lineage: Eukaryota; Metazoa; Chordata; Actinopteri; Salmoniformes; Salmonidae
Product: homeobox-containing protein 1
Biological process (GO): positive regulation of DNA-templated transcription
Cellular component (GO): nucleus
Molecular function (GO): double-stranded telomeric DNA binding
Source: RefSeq, a predicted model, not a curated record
UGUGGUGGGGUUAGAGGUCAGAAACUGAGACCGACUCCCCGUUUACCGUUUCUUUACGGUUCUGCUGUUGCAUCCCGGGACAAUGUGACCCUGCACGGAUCACCUUCAUUAGCUAGUUGGAAACCGUUACGAAAGUUUUGUUCGGUCGACGUGCACGGUUGAGCGUUUCAAGAGAAGUGCCCACAUUAGCGUCCCCUGCUGCGUUACAGCUACCCAUUUAGACGGCUGCGGCUUGCCACAGCAGCGGGAGUCCCUACACCGCAGCAUCAAGGGUCGCCUACCUCUCCCUCCCCGGCAGCUCCAUCGAGCCAUGCGACAGUGGUGCCUCCCGGCUGCGUCACCGCGAACCGAGCCUCUGCCCACAGGGCGCCUCUCACCCCCGCUGUCAGAUGUCAGGAUGGAGUGUUGUGAGGUGGAGCCGCGCUAUACCAUCGAGCAGAUCGACCUCCUUCAGCGUCUCCGUCUCUCAGGGAUGACCAAGCCACAGAUCAUCCAGGCUUUAGCAUCCCUAGAGCGGCUAGAUCCCGACCAUCGCCCCCCGUACUGCAACGACACCCACACCGCCAACCCCACAACCAACACUACCCCUACCACAGCCUCCGCCCCAGCCUCCUCCUCCUCCUCCUCUUCCUCCCUCUCUUUGGCCUCCGUCACCACGCAGACACCCGGGCUGGAUGGCGCCUCCCUGUCGCCUAGCAACAGCUACGAAACCUCGCCCCCGCCGCUGUACCCCCCGGCAGUUGGAGUUCAGAGGUCAUUCAGCUAUGACAUCAUGGCGGAGGAGGACUGGGACCUGGAGGAGAAGGUAGAGGAGUACAUGAGGAGGGACAGUAACCUGGUGAAGGAGGAAAUCAAAACCUUCCUCAACAACCGCAGGAUCUCCCAGGCCAUCGUGGGACAGGUCACAGGUAUCAGUCAGAGUUACAUCUCCCAGUGGUUGCUGCAGCAGGGCUUGGAGAUGAGCGACUCCAAACGCAGAUCUUUCUACCGCUGGUACCUGCUAGAGAAGAACAACCCAGGGCUGAGGUGGAGUGAAAGCCAGCAUGGCCCGGCGGGUCUGGGCCUGGGGCUCAGUGGUCUCGGCCAGGGGCUGGGCCAAAACCUGGGCUCUGGACCCAGGGCAGCCAGGGGAGGGGACAGAGACGUCACGGGGACGGGCAACGCCGCCACGGGCGCCACGGCCACUACAGCCGCGACCGCCUCCACCACCUGGGGCAGACAGAGAGAGCUGCUGAUGCACCUGCUGCCAUGGUACACUGCAGCCUCCUCACAGCCAGGUGCUACCCUGUCGAUGCGCUCCCUGGUGAAGGAGGAGCCUGAUUGGAGGACAGGGGUCAGCCCCGGGGAGAGGGGCGGGGUGGCGGGCGGUCCUCUUAGGCUGCGGAGGGGAAGCAGGUUCACCUGGAGGAAGGAGUGCCAGUCCAUCAUGGAGAGUUUCUUCAUGGAGAACCAGUACCCUGACGAGGCGAAGAGAGAGGAGAUCGCUAACGCCUGCAACUCAGUCAUCCAGAAACCCGGAGGCAAGCUGUCUGAGUUUGAGCGUGUCACGGCUCUGAAGGUGUACAACUGGUUCGCCAACCGCCGGAAGGAGAUGAAGAGGCGGGCUAAUAUAGAGGCGGCCAUCUUGGAGAGUCAUGGUAUCGAGGUUCGCAGCCCGAGCUGUCACUCCAACGGGGAGGAGCUGGAGCCACAUGACUACGCAGAGCAAGUAAAUCAACGAUUCUCAGAGCAGGAAGAGAUUUCAUCCAGGAAGGACCUUGAUCAACAAGACCCCUCCUCAUUGGCUGCCGUCAAUGUCCUUCCCCCUCCUAGCCCCGCCCCUCAGGUCCUGGAACACAAAGCUGACGAAUCGAAAAGGGAGACUGUGGAUGAGGAGUGACCUAUGGGAGAAGAACGUCACUAAAGUGUGGAUUUUUACAUAUAUAAGGGAUUUUUUUAAAGAAAAGAAAGAUGACUGCUCUGAGUGUCUGUUCCCCUGUAGGUCUUCAGGGGUUAUGACUGCUCUGAGUGUCUGUCCUCCUAGAGGUCUUCAGGGGUUAUGACUGCUCUGAGUGUCUGUUCCCCUGGAGGUCUUCAGGGGUUAUGACUGCUCUGAGUGUCUGUCCUCCUGGAGGUCUUCAGGGGUUAUGACUGCUCUGAGUGUCCUCCUAGAGGUCUUCAGGGGUUAUGACUGCUCUGAGUGUCUGUCCUCCUAGAGGUCUUCAGGGGUUAUGACUGCUCUGAGUGUCUGUCCUCCUGGAGGUCUUCAGGGGUUAUGACUGCUCUGAGUGUCUGUCCUCCUAGAGGUCUUCAGGGGUUAUGACUGCUCUGAGUGUCUGUCCUCCUAGAGGUCUUCAGGGGUUAUGACUGCUCUGAGUGUCUGUCCUCCUGGAGGUCUUCAGGGUUUAUGACUGCUCUGAGUGUCCUCCUGGAGGUCUUCAGGGGUUAUGACUGCUCUGAGUGUCCUCCUGGAGGUCUUCAGGGGUUAUGACUGCUCUGAGUGUCUGUCCUCCUGGAGGUCUUCAGGGGUUAUGACUGCUCUGAGUGUCUGUCCUCCUAGAGGUCUUCAGGGGUUAUGACUGCUCUGAGUGUCUGUCCUCCUGGAGGUCUUCAGGGGUUAUGACUGCUCUGAGUGUCCUCCUGGAGGUCUUCAGGGGUUAUGACUGCUCUGAGUGUCUGUCCUCCUGGAGGUCUUCAGGGGUUAUGACUGCUCUGAGUGUCUGUCCUCCUGGAGGUCUUCAGGGGUUAUGACUGCUCUGAGUGUCUGUCUGUUCCCCUGGAGGUCUUCAGGGGUUAUGACUGCUCUGAGUGUCUGUCCUAGAGGUCUUCAGGGGUUAUGACUGCUCUGAGUGUCUGUCCUGGAGGUCUUCAGGGGUUAUGACUGCUCUGAGUGUCUGUCCUAGAGGUCUUCAGGGGUUAUGACUGCUCUGAGUGUCUGUCCUCCUAGAGGUCUUCAGGGGUUAUGACUGCUCUGAGUGUCUGUCCUCCUAGAGGUCUUCAGGGGUUAUGACUGCUCUGAGUGUCCUCCUAGAGGUCUUCAGAGGUUAUGACUGCUCUGAGUGUCUAUCCUCCUAGAGGUCUUCAGGGGUUAUGACUGCUCUGAGUGUCCUCCUAGAGGUCUUCAGGGGUUAUGACUGCUCUGAGUGUCCUCCUAGAGUUAUUCAGGGGUUAUGACUGCUCUGAGUGUCCUCCUAGAGUUAUUCAGGGGUUAUGACUGCUCUGAGUGUCUAUCCUCCUAGAGGUCUUCAGUGGUUAUGACUGCUCUGAGUGUCUGUUCCCCUGGAGGUCUUCAGGGGUUAUGACUGCUCUGAGUGUCUAUCCUCCUAGAGGUCUUCAGGGGUUAUGACUGCUCUGAGUGUCUGUUCCCCUGGAGGUCUUCAGGGGUUAUGACUGCUCUGAGUGUCCUCCUAGAGGUCUUCAGGGGCUAUGACAGUCAGAGUUAAUAGUGGAAAGGGUGCUACAGGUCGCUCUGGUGCCUCUAGUGGUAGGGAGGCCACUGUAUGUAUACAGUAAUCAUGCUUUAUAGUAAUGGCAAUAUUUAUCUCUCUCUAUAUAUAUAUAUAUAUAGUGCAUUCCAAGACUGUCUUAAACGAAAAAAAACAACUCCUUUGAAGGAAGAGGGUUGUACCGGUAAGCGGAUUUAUCGGCCCUUCUAUAAGCUAAAAGCCUUUCUUUAAAAAAUGUAUUUGCGAUUUUUCUUUUUAAAAGGUAUUGACGAGUGGUUGUGUAAAAUGGAACUGGAGCUAAGUGGAGGGAGGAAGGAAUGUUUUCAACCUGCAGGUCAGGUGUGUUUGAUGAUAAGGUGAGUCCGGUGUGUUUGGUUGAAGCAAGCGAGGCUGAGUUUGGUUGAUCUUUGUUAUGACGAUAGUGUUUUUAAGAUAAUAUCAGCAUGAUAAUAUCCGCCUUUCUCUGCUCGCUUGAAUGUCUGACCUGAUCUUAGUAACCUUUGUUAGACUUUGGGCUCAAUCUAUCGAUCCGUCAAGUGAUCGAUCAAGUAGUCUGGUCAGUGUUAAGAGUCCAACCCUGAGGGACAAACGGAAUCUCAGGUAAACCCAAACAUGGUGGAUGGAGGCUGAUGAAUCGUCCAAUAUUUCUCUGUAGUAAAGCUUGUUCAAAGGAAUGUUUCAUAUCAUAUAAUGAUAUUGACUGUUUUCUGCCAAAACAUGAGCACCCAGUGAGCAGAAAUGGGUUGAGAGGACGUCUUUUUUUUAAACUUGUUUUCCUCACUGCAUCUACUAUGUAUUAUGUACAGUUGAAGUCUGAAGUUCACAUACACCUUUAGCCAAAUACAUUUAAACUCAGUUUUUCACAAUUCCUGACAUUUAUAAUCCUAGUAAAAAUUCCCUGUUUUAGGUCAGUUAGGAUCACCACUUUAUUUUAAGAAUGUGAAAUGUCAGAAUAAUAGUAGAGAGAAUUAUUUAUUUCAGCUUUUAUUUAUUUCCUCACAUUCCCAGUGGGUCAGAAGUUUAGUAUUUGGUAGCAUUGCCUUAAACAAUUUAAACUUGGGUCCAAUGUUUCGGAGAGCUUUCCACAAGGUUCCCACAAUAAGUUCCUCCUGACAGAGCUGGUGUAACUGAGUCAGGUUUGUAGGCAUCCUUGCUCGCACACGCUUAUUUAGUUCUGACCACACAUUUUCUAUAGGAUUGAGGUCGGGGCUUUGUGAUGGCCACUCC